GAGACGCAAUUCAUCAUGGGAAAAAAUACCGAUAAGCUGUACAUCACCCACAGCGAGUGGGCAUCCGAUACUGCCUUCUCAGCCAGUGCUGGCUCCGGCGUGACCAAGGGCAGUGUACCCGGCGCGUUCAAGCGCCUUCCAUACAACUUUUGCGCUCUAUCACUUCAGCCAUUCGAGCACCCAGUCUGCACCAAUGAAGGAACCAUCUUCGACCUCACAAACAUCCUCCCAUGGCUCAAGAAGCACGGAACCAAUCCCGUCGAUGGCGCUCCUUUGAAGUCGGCCGACCUGAUCAAGCUCAACUUUGCGAAGAAUGAUGACGGGGAAUACGUUGAUCCUGUCACCUACAAGGUCUUUACCGACAACACUCACAUCGUCGCUCUGAAAGUGUCAGGAAACGUCUUUGCAUGGGAUACCGUCGAACGUCUGAACAUCAAGGCCAAGAACUGGAAGGAUCUGGUCAGCGAUCAAGACUUCAGCCGAAAGGAUAUCAUCACACUCCAGGACCCUCAGAACAUCGAGUCGAGAGAUCUGAGCUCGUUCAAAUAUAUCCAAGAAGGUGCCAGCACUUUAACUCCGGAGCAAGAGGCUGAGAGGAGUGCUGGUGUCAACUCAAGCGCCCUCGGAAAUGCAGCAAAGAUUCUCAAAGCCAAGGAGGCUGUCGCAAAAGCAAGAGCGGACAGACAAAAUGCUGCACAAGGAAACUCGUUACAACGAGCCAUGGCUGAGGCAAAGAAGUCCAACACAGCUUCAGGAUCUUCCAAGCCUGUACCAUACAACGCCGCUCAGUACACGACUGGAAAAGCUGCUGCCUCAUUCACCAGUACCGGCAUCUCUGUUCAUACUGGCAACGAGCGCGCCCUGUUAUCAGAUGAGGACUAUAUGCUGAAGCCAAAGCGUAUCAAGCACAAGGGUUACGCUCGGCUACAGACCAACCAUGGCGAGAUCAACGUCGAACUACACACCGACCUCGCUCCCAAAGCCGUAUGGAACUUUGUCCGCCUAGCACAAAAAGGCUACUACAAGAAUAUUCCCUUCCAUCGCAACAUCCGCAACUUCAUGAUUCAGGGCGGUGAUCCGACAGGCACAGGCCGAGGUGGUCAGUCUAUCUGGGGCAAGAACUUCGCAGACGAGACUGAGAACUCACUUGUGCACGACUCGCGCGGUAUCCUGUCCAUGGCCAACAAGGGUAAAGACACAAACUCAUCACAGUUCUUCAUCACAUAUCGCGCUGUGCCACAUCUGAACAAAAAGCACACCAUCUUCGGCAGAGUUGUGGGCGGCACGGAUACAUUAUCACGUCUGGAAGCUGUCAAGACAGACGAAGGCAACCGUCCGAUUGACGACUGCACUCUGGAAGACGUGGUAGUCUUCGUCGAUCCUUUCGAGGAGUUCCAGAAGGAGCGCAUGCAAAACGAGGAUGCACAAAAGGCGAAAGAAGAAAUCCAACGCCAAGGUGGCACAGAAGACGAUAAGACUACAUGGACUGGAAAGCGUAUCAGAGGUAACGGCACGGUCGAAGAUGCUGCACCAGCAGGUGUGGGCAAGUACUUGAAGACGGCCUCUGCACCACCAGCCGAAGAUGACGAAAUUGUGGGAGAAUGGGAGGAGCCCGAACCACCAAAGAAGAAGGCAAAGUCAGGCGGCUUUGGCAAUUUCGAUAACUGGUAA
This is a messenger RNA of Aureobasidium pullulans EXF-150, 1671 nucleotides long. RefSeq names its product peptidyl-prolyl cis-trans isomeras-like protein-like 2. Bases 16 to 1671 code for a protein of 551 amino acids. Gene Ontology annotation, biological process: protein peptidyl-prolyl isomerization; protein polyubiquitination. The transcript has 3 exons. Gene Ontology annotation, molecular function: ubiquitin-ubiquitin ligase activity; peptidyl-prolyl cis-trans isomerase activity. Lineage: Eukaryota; Fungi; Ascomycota; Dothideomycetes; Dothideales; Saccotheciaceae. Gene Ontology annotation, cellular component: catalytic step 2 spliceosome. The record is from RefSeq and is a predicted model, not a curated record.